GUUGGCUGCGGGGUUUCAAAAGUGGUAUACACACUAGCAGAAAGACAUUAGGGCCUGAUAAGAGGAUUUGGUCAAAAGUGAUCUCGUACCGCUAUUCUAUAUAGUACCCAAGCUAUAUCAGAGAAAUAUCGUUACUUCAGAGCGUCGACCGCCGUCACAUCCGAGGCAGCCUGUAUGAUCCGGACAUUUCCGAGUUGAGUGGUUUCGUCUCGUGCAUCUCAUAGUGUAAAGCGACCGGUCAUUCUUAUGGCUUGUAAGGUCUGUUUGUAUUCUUAGAUCGAAUGUUAUACCAGCUUUCCAUGUGCGGGAUUUUGGAAGAAUAUGACAGCGACAUGACAGGAUCGAAUGCUUACUGAUACACUGAAGGAUGCCAGUUGACAUAUGAACCUUCAAGGGUCGUUGCUGUUCCGCCUUCCUUCAAGGCCUGUUACAUGUAUGUAUGACUAGGGUUGUAUGUAUGCACCUAUUUGUUACACACAUAUCUGUUCAUUAAAAUAUAUUUGUGUCUCGUGAUAAACGCAACAAAGACUGUUAUUCUCGACAGGGAAUAUUGUGAACAGUUAGAAUACAGAUGACUGUUGUACCAGGAUGUCGGACGCAAAGGUUCAUAUAGUGACAUGCUUGAACGAUGACUGUGAAAUACAGUAUCAUGCUCGUAUGUGUGAAGAUCUGGAGAGACAGGGGGUCGUGUGCGUCAUGGAAGGGAGGGGGGAUUAUGGCAUCGGAUCUACUUUUAUGGAGAAGUUCAAGGAAAUGGUGGAAAGUACCCUUGUUACAAUCAUACAUCUCUGUCCUGACAUGAUCAGCCGACUGACGAAUCUAUCUGACGUUCUCCAAGGUCACCAACGUCAGAAAUAUUUAUUCAUUCACGUCAAAUCUACCCCGAAGGAAAUUCCGGAGAUUUACAAGAAAGUUACUAAGAUGCUCUUAGUAAAGGAUUCAUAUUAUAAAAAUAUCAUAGACAAGGUUGUGGGGAUUGUGCAACAGCCUAUCUGUGCGUCGUCUGCUACUGAACUGAUCCACACGUCUGCUACAAAACUGUCGUCUGCUUCAGAAUUGUCACCCGGUGCUAAACAGUAUGAUGAAUAUUAUUCAGAUUCUGGUAUGCGUGCUCAUUCCGACAUACCGCUAAGAGAGCAUGACAAGUUUAUCCGUCAUGUUGAAGAUCAGCAAUGCAGAGAUACUGGUGUGUACUUUUUGUCAAGCAAGAUACACUACAAGGCUCAUGAUCUCCUGAAAUGGUCAUCCAAAACGCAACUUCGGGAGAUGUGCCGCACGGCUCAACUUUAUGACAGUAGCAACAGAUCAAACACAGUUCGCUGUCUUCUGGCCAAAGUUCUUCCAGAAAUCUUUGCAAAGAAGAACAUACCUGCAAUUGCUGAACUCUUGGCAGUUCCAGUUUCUGUGAUACAGAAUAAAGUUCUUACUAAACUAAGGGACAUCCUACUUUCAACUAAACCCGAAGAUAUUGAUCGUUCUGAUCUUCAGUCAGCUGAAAAGGCUCUGUUUGAACGCUGUCUGACAAGGACUGGUUUCCUACAACCAGAGUUCCUGCCUACUUUGAUCUGCACGUACCUUCUGACUCUCGUCUAUUUGGUUGUGUCACAAGGCAGUGAUUAUUCACAACUAGAUUCCACGAUCCAACGGAUACAGCAAUACAUUUCAAAGAAAAAAACAGGCAACUCAUAUAUUGUUGAUGACAUAAGUCUUUUUGUUGAUGACAUCCAAAAACGUAUUGAUGACAUUGACAAAGCAGUGACAACAAUUGGAACGAAUCGGAAGCACCUUUCCCCCGUGAAGAAGAAGUCUUGGCCGAUUCAUUUUUCUAUGGUUUUGGGAACACUUAUUGAGGUGUUUCACGGCGACCCCCAGACGGCCAUUGCGGCCUUGGACACUCUUCCACUGCUGCUUAAGCCAGGCAAACCCAGUGUAAAGAACGUGUUGCAAAAAACCAAACCGCACGAGAGAGUCAUACAGAUGGUCUCAACUGGAAUGGUUGCAUACCUGACUGCCUUGGGAGAUACAGUAGGCGAGGACAUAGAAGAUCGUGCCAAAUCUGCUUUCACAGCUCUUGGAUUGUCACUAAAGUACUUGGACAGAAGUAUGUUCGGUAUGGCGAGAUGUUUGCUGUUUUCACAAAGUCCAGUAAUCAGACAAGGUGCCAUGACCCUGUGGAAAGAUGCCAAUGAUGAAACAACUGAAUGUUUAAUGGUGUCAGAGGUUCUGAAACACCUACAGCCAAUCAGCAUCAACCUCCGGCACAAACAAACAACGGACCAUUCCACCAGCAGUACCAAGUGGAAAUUAGCUUCUACUCGAAUUGGUACAGACAAAAUCAUGAUUCACGUCAAUUUACCAUCAGAGAAACGAAGCAAGAAUAGUCUGUCGGAAUGUGGUCAUCUCACAACAGUCGAGAUUCUGAGAGCUCUGUCAACACACCCGCAUAUUCUGUCUAUGUGGGCAUACAGAAUCGACCAGUUCCCUGUGUUCUACAUCACUGAUGAUUACAGUCAACACAACUUCCAGGAGGUGCUUUAUUAUAGUGCCAAGGACGAGGCAUGGUUUCAACCUCUUGAGCUCAUGCAGUUUCUUAUACAAGCUCUGGAAGCAGUUAUCGCCCUUCAUGAACAUGGCGUUAUACAAAGAGAUCUUACAGCUGCCAGUUUUGCAUACGACAAACAAAGCAAGUCAAUCAAGCUAUGCCGCUUCAUGUUGGCGCGAAAAUGUGGACGAGAAGAAACUGUUGUCGACAGAGAAUGUUUGUCCAUUCCCAUGAGAUGGUCUGCCCCAGAGUCUCUCAAGCGACAUCACUUCUCUAUGCGGUCUGAUUACUGGAUGGUUGGACAUCUCAUCUAUGAAGUCAUCACACACGGCUGCCUCCCCUACUCAGAUCUCGAAGGGCAAAAUGAAUACACCAUUGAAAAACUGAUAAAGGAAAACAAAAAAAAGUUACUCCAAGAAAGAUGCAUCCCAACAUCCGUGUUUGACGUCAUCCAAAGUUGCACUAGUUUUGAUGACACACAUCGGAUGUCGGUGUGUGAAGCAAAAAGCAGACUGGAGGAGACCUACGAUCGUUACGAAGACUGCAAUGAGCUUCCUAACAGGAUAACUUCAGUAACACCUGAUGUUUUGUUUCCUGGACUUGACAGAACAUCAUUUCAACAUCUCCAGAAUGAAGGUCCGGAUUAUGGCGAGUGUGUUUAUUACGGCUUCCGAAACUUGGAAAGUACUCCCGACAUGAAUGAUGACCCGUAUGAAGAAUUUGGAGUAAUGGAUGGUGUAUAUUUUCCGCUUGUUUCAAGUCAGAGGAUGGACAAACUGCUCCGACGUUUGACACAAAAAGAGGAGUCACAGUUGAACACAGAAAGCAUCCCAGGAAUAUACAGCCGUGUAGAAGUUGUGGAAAAGAAUCAAACAGAAUACCUGGUGUACAACUUCCCAGCUAGAGACUGGGUUUCCUUGAACAACGUGGUGGACGUAAAGAGGUUCGGCCUCUGGUCUGUGGAGUACAUUCGCUGUUUGAGUGCAGUAGCAAAGACGUUGUCUCUUCUACAUGAGCGAAAAUGGGUCCACGGUUGUCUGAGUACAGAUAACAUAUGGAUAUCUGAUACUGAAGGUGAAUGCAAGGUAUACUUCUCCGACCUUGGGUACAUACGAAGAUCAUGUGACACUGAGGAUGGGGUGAUUACUGAUGAAAGUUUUGUUGUACCACAGGAUGAACAUGUGUACAGAAGAUCACCCCCUGAGGUAUUACGAAACGGUACCUACUCCUGGGCGAGUGAUGUCUUCAGUUUCGGCCUUAUCUUGUGGAAUGGUUUCUUUAAGUUUGGAUCUUUCCACUAUGAAAACACACUGGAGAGAAUUCCGAAGAACAAGCUGUAUGAGUAUCUGACUACUACACCUGGACAUCAGAUUCUCCCGAAACCUGCUAAGUGCCCGGAUGCAAUCUACUCCCUCAUGUGUGUCUGCUGGAACCCUGCACGACAUGAAAGACCACGAAUGAGUGCUGUUCGACAGAAACUAUCGGAAGCUAUGAGAGAAGUGCCUCUUAGCAGCCAUCCAGAUACAUACGCUUCUCCAGAUAAUAAGGGGCAACCACUUGAAGAUCAUUAUUAUAAAAAACUUAUGCCCAAAGUUUCUGACUACGAGAGUUGCACAGAAUAUUUCUUACAACGUCAGCUGUCGCUCUCGGAAGAGUCCUCCUUGCAAUGUGAUGGACCACGCUCAUCCGUUGCUUCAUCUUCGCAGGUCGGUGGAAGCACUGAUGUUUUGCUUGACAGUGAAACGAGUUUAAAAUCGGAAGAAAGACAAACCUUCAAAAUUUCAGCGAGUACCAAUAAACCCAGCUUUGAACCGGACGAUUUCACAAGCAAUGAGAACAGCUGGAAAGACAUACAUUUACAGAAGUUCCUUGAGGCAUCCAUCCAGGUAACAUCGUCAAAACGAUCGGGAUCAAGCUCCUUACAGAAAUUGACAUCUUUGGAUCGAUCUAAAUGUCUCUCACUUCCAAUAGAAAAGAUUUCCAUGAGUAGCAAAGAUACCUGUUAUAAAAAGUUAACUGAAUCAAUGAACAGAGUUGAGUUGAAGAAAAGGAAAGGCAAACCAAGUAUCCCUCCAAAGCCAAAACAUCUGCUUAGCAAAACAUAUGAUGCAUCCUUGGGGGAAGAUGAUCCAUGCAGGUUAUGUUCAAGUGAUGAUCAUACAUAUGAAAAGGUUUCAAAACCUGUAAGUUCGGGUACUGAAUUGUCUUCCAGAAACAGACCAGAAUCACAGCAACAGGUAAACCAAAUUGAGCUUAAUAAGCCCAGCACUACGCCACACUGGCUGGCAAAUGCCAAUAAAAGUCCCCCACCUGUACCACAGCGUCCAGCGCCACAACUGAAGAGUAAAACUAGCACAUGAUGCACCAGUUGAGGACGACCCUCCAUAUGUACAAUUAAGUACAUGUUCUUGUUCCAUAAACUUCAUUCUACUGCAAUUCAUAUGCUCUUCAUUAAGCUGCAUCAAGUAUACAUGGUCCAAAUGCAAAUCGAUUUCAAAUGAGCAUUGAUAAAUGAAGGAAGGAAGAGUAAAGGAAGGAAGAGUGAAGGAAGGAAUUAAUGAAUAUCUUAAUCUGCUCCAGACAAUUCAGAAGAUUCGCAAAGCAUCUAAGAGUAUGUAAUUAUUUACAUACAAAUUCAUCAUACACAUAAAUGACAAAGGUGGUAACAGUGCGAAAUGUUACAUAAAUACUGUGAUGUGAAAUCUAUUAGGGCAAGGUCAGUGUCAUCUGCACAGGACAGAAUGAUCUUCCAUUUAGUGACCAACCAUUAUUCAUAUAUAACAGGAUGUUUUUGAAGAUGAAGUCGACUGGAACAAAAUGUGCUGAGGGAAGGAAUACCUCCUUUCCAAAUUGUACUUUCCGCGUAAUCUUCAGAAAUGCCAGACUGGAAAUGAUACUGAAAAUAACAAUGCGAAAAAGUACAAUUGGUAUUACUUCAUAGAGACUAGCCGUCUGGAUUGUACUGGGGCCUGUUCAAGACCGCGUACGCCCCCUUCUCGCAUUUACAACAGCAAGGCAACGUUGACAGUCUAGCACCUCUGAACACAGUAUUAGGCAACCGGCGACAGUAGACCGGCGCAUACCGAGCAUACCAAUCGCACGUUCAGGUUCAACAUUAGGAAGGCGUGUCAUGAGAACCUCAAGACUGUUAAUGUGUUUUUUCCACUCCGCGUGGUUCACCACAGUUGGAACCUGGUCAUUAUGUAUUCGCUCAUAUUAACUAUCCUGUACUACCCAUUUUCAAAUAAUUCAUUUAUCCAAGUGUCAAAUUAUGUUUUUGUUCAAUGUAUUUACCACUGAGGGUCUUACUACGGUGGAAUAAGGUUAUGUGUUCAUAGUAUUUUGAAUUGACUGUGACAAACAUUUGUUUAUUCCAAUUGCUUUUGAUGGCAAGAAUCUGCAUUUUUCUAUUGCAAGCUGAGGACAAAUAUUACUUGAAGUAUGUUCAUCCAUAUGAAUUAUUUCCUAACAUUCACAAUUUAGACGGUAUUAAACCCAGGGAAUGUGCCUAUCGACAGGGAAAAAGCCACAAUGGAUUUUUAUAUUUCCACAAUGCAGCUGUGAGGUGUUUUUUCAAAUGUUUUUUGCAGGUCAUUGGUAUGUUAGAGUUGUUUGUUGUUUAACGUUACUUUUAGCAAUUCUACACCUAUGAAUACAUGACACGUUUUAUGGAUAACAACUUCUUUUUUAUUCUUCAUACGACGUUUCAGAGCUAAUUUUUGCUCCUUCACCAGGUUACUGCAGAGUCAAUGCAAAGAGUAAAUAUAUAUAUAUAUAUAGAUAAAACUAUGUUUACACAAUGCAAGGUGGGAGAAAUACAAAGAUAACAAUAUAAAUGCGAGGCCAAUUGGUUUGGAUUAAUGUACAAAGAUAACAAUGUAUUGUAAUGACAAAGCCAAGGGUGCCGGUCGGGUGUGUUGAUGUACAAAGAUAACAAUAUAAAAGGAAGCCAAUUAGAUAGGAUUAAUGUACCAAGAUAACAAUGUAAGGAUGAAGCCAAGAGAUUAACGGUAAAGUAAUGAAAGACAAAUCCGACGCUUAUAGGACAUUAGAGUAUACACUAGGAAGGUAAAUGUCUUGGUCUCGGUUAAUGGCUGGCUACUGUCCCUGGAUCUCGUUGCUUUCUUGAAGUUUCCUAAUUUUCCAGUGGCUGAUCCUGGAGUGUAGAAUCUUGGUUUGUUGCCCGGAGAUAUGGUGGUCGGGAUUUUUGAUGAUGUGUUCCGAAAGGGCAGAUUUCAUGUUAGAUUUUUCUACAGUGCCACUGGUCUUAUGUUCUUUUAUAUUGGUGGCUAUGGGGCGUGACGUUUCUCCUAUGUAUUUGUCUCAGCUGUUGCAUGCAAUUUCAUGUUUAUCAUGUAACAUGUUUUUGGUGUUCUGUCUGAGGUGAAAGUGACGUCUAUUUUGUCUGUUCUGGUGAGCAGGUUGCUGAUCUGGUGACCUAUUGGACCUUGGUAUGGGAUACUGACGAGGGUUGGUGAUGGGGCUGGUUUGGACAGGUCAGAAUCUUUUUGCUGGGAGGCUAGGGUUUUGCGUAUGUUUUUUCCCCACAAGAUGUUUAGGGUAUCCGUUGAGGGCAAUGAAGGUGUGACUAAGGUGAUGAAUUUCUUGGCUGAGGCUGUAUGAAUUGAAGGUGGCUAUGGCUCGUCGGGUGAAGGUGGCAAUGGUGGCUUGUUUGAUCUGAGGGGGAUGUUUGACAGGUAGUGAAUGGACUGGUCCGUGUGGAUUGGUUUUCGGUAGACGGCACUGUGGAUGUUGUCUAGUUGUACAUCGAGGAAGGCUAAUUGGUGGUGCUUUUCUGUUUCAAUGGUGAAUUUGAUUCUGUGGUGAUGUAGGUUGAGCUGGUCCAGUAGGGCUUCGGGGUCCUGGUCUUUGUCCAGGAUGGUAAAUGUGUCAUCAACUUUUCUAUACCAGCAUAGGACUGGAAGGGGGACCACAUUUAAGCAGCUUCUUCAAAGUUGGUUUAAAUGAUAUUCUAUUACUGCUUUUUGCAGAUGAUGUUACCUUACUUGAUGACACUGUUAUUGGUUUACAAAGAAAACUUGAUACAUUGUAUCGUUUUUGCUCAAAAUGGGGUUUAGAAGUUAAUCUUGACAAAUCUUGUAUAGUAGUAUUUAGAAAUGGUGGAUAUCUUAAGAAAUCAGAAAAAUGGUUCUAUUAUGGAAACCAAAUGAAUGUUGUAUCACACUAUAAAUAUCUAGGUGUUGUUUUUACCACAAAAUUGAUAUGGUCGAGGACAUGUGAAACACCAAGUGUUCAAGACAAAAAAGCCUCGUUCCCUAUAUUUAAAAUGUUUAAAGAUCUUCCACAUAUAUCUUUGAAAGUUGCUUCAGCAAUAUUUGAUAGUAAGAUAUCCCCAAUAUAAUUGUAAU
Molecule: messenger RNA, 7911 nt
Organism: Haliotis rubra (blacklip abalone)
Lineage: Eukaryota; Metazoa; Mollusca; Gastropoda; Lepetellida; Haliotidae
Exons: 16
Coding region: 589-4902 (1437 amino acids)
Biological process (GO): protein phosphorylation; innate immune response; cell differentiation
Cellular component (GO): extrinsic component of cytoplasmic side of plasma membrane
Molecular function (GO): non-membrane spanning protein tyrosine kinase activity; signaling receptor binding; ATP binding
Source: RefSeq, a predicted model, not a curated record